UUUGGGACUACAAAGGGAAUUUUUUUACAAUCAAAUUUUUCAAUGUCUGAUCAAUUUUAAUUAAUUUAUAGUGAUGUAUCUAGGUCAAUUAUCAUGAUUUGUUUCAUGUCUUUGCCAUGAAACUGAAUAGAAAUCAACUAUAUAAUACAUCUAUUCCUAUGUUGUCUUGAAAAAAUUUACAUUACUUCUUUUUCCUUCUUUCUUACUUCCUUCAUCAUAUUUCAACUAAUCAUCCCCUACCAAUAUGUUACCUGUCGCUGCUGGUGUAGCUUCCUUAUCAUUCAUCUCCUUCAUUUUAUUGAUUCCUGCCUUUAUAUGGCAUUGCAGAAGUAAGAAUAUUCCUGCUAUUUGCUUAAUAUUCUGGUUACAAUUCAUCAACUAUAAUACAUUUGUUAAUCUUUUGAUUUGGAGUGGUGAAGAUUUUUAUGAUAAAUGGAAUGGGAAAGUUUAUUGUGAUAUCAGUACUAAAUUCGAAGCUGGGUCAUCAACAGGUAAAAUCGCUGCUGUCGCUGCUCUUGCUAUGAAUCUUUAUAUGGUUUUAGAUGCUAAACAUCCAAUCUUUUUAAACCCAAACUCUUGGAAAAAGAAACUUAUUGAUUUAUCCAUCUGUUUAAUCACUCCAAUCUUUAUCAUGGCUACUAAUUUUAUUAUUGCAGGUAGAAGAUUCAUCAUUGUUAGAUUCCAAGGUUGUACUUCCGCUUAUGUCUAUAGUGGAGCUACCAUUGCACUUUUCUCAGUAUGGACUAUUGUUUGGAGUUUCUUUGCUCUUGUAUUUGCUAUUUUAACCAUUUAUAAAUAUUUCAUGAUUAGAAAAGAUGUGGGUGAUAUUUUAAGAUGUACUAAUUCAGGAUUAAAUCUUAGAAGAUUUGCAAGACUAUUAAUCUUUAGUGUGAUUAUUAUUUUAGGGGUUACACCACUUGCUAUUUAUUAUUUCGUUGGUGAUGUUAGUGUUUUUAGAGGACCAUUUAAUUGGAGUGCUGUUCAUAAUGAAUUAUGGGGAAAUAUUGAAUACUUUGAUUUUGGAUUCUUCUUAUUAUAUGAAAAUUUCAUUAAUAUGGGUUUAUCAGUUAUAACAUUUUUAAUCUUUGGUUUAGGUUCAGAUGCUGUUGAUAUGUAUAAAUCCAUUUUCCAUACUGUUACUUUCCAUAAAUUCAGUAAACAUAGAGAUAUGCAAGAUGAUUUAGCCACUCAAGUUGGUUCAUUACCAUCUCAAUCCAGAAUUAAUAGUAAUAAAUCUCAAUUCACUACUAGUACCGGUAUGACUGGUUCAACCAUGAAUGAAUUUGAUAGACAAUAUGGUGAUCUUUUAGAUGAUGGAUAUAAUUUAGAUAGUCCAGGAUCAACCAAUUCUACUCCAAAAUAUUUAAUUAAUAAUUCUGAUUUAGAAAAAUCAUCAGGGGCAAGUAGUCCAACUGUUACUGGAAAUUCUGCUAAUCAAUUACCAUUCAUCAAUGAUGAUAUUGCUGAAAUGGAUGAAGGUUUUGGAUAUAAUUUCCAAGUUAAACAAAACCAAUAGACCCCCAUUGUUGCUUCUUUUUAUACAUAUCUCUUUUAGUU
Scheffersomyces coipomensis is the source of this 1557-nucleotide messenger RNA. It is a transcript of the gene STE3, whose product is annotated as Ste3p. The coding region runs from base 245 to 1516 and encodes 423 amino acids. The record is from RefSeq and is a predicted model, not a curated record. The transcript has a single exon. Gene Ontology annotation, molecular function: mating-type factor pheromone receptor activity. Lineage: Eukaryota; Fungi; Ascomycota; Pichiomycetes; Serinales; Debaryomycetaceae. Gene Ontology annotation, biological process: G protein-coupled receptor signaling pathway. Gene Ontology annotation, cellular component: plasma membrane.